Messenger RNA from Parastagonospora nodorum SN15, 1803 nucleotides. RefSeq lists its product as hypothetical. Gene Ontology annotation, biological process: polysaccharide catabolic process. The record is from RefSeq and is a predicted model, not a curated record. The transcript is spliced from 3 exons. Bases 1 to 1803 code for a protein of 600 amino acids. Gene Ontology annotation, molecular function: glucan 1,4-alpha-glucosidase activity; starch binding. Gene Ontology annotation, cellular component: fungal-type vacuole. Lineage: Eukaryota; Fungi; Ascomycota; Dothideomycetes; Pleosporales; Phaeosphaeriaceae.
AUGCUCCUCACAUCGUUUCUAAGUGCCCUUCCGGCAGCCCUACUCCUGGUUGGCGCUCAAGGUUCGCCUUUCCCUGGAAAUGAUGGUGCGAGACAGCAAACUGCACUCGACCUGUUCAUCGAAGCUCAAGCAAAUGUCUCCAUCAAUGGCAUAUUCGCAAACAUGGGUCCCGAUGGCUCCAAGGCGCAGGGUGCCGCGGAGGGCGUUGUUAUCGCCAGCCCAUCACGAUCUGACCCAGAUUACUGGUUCACGUGGACUAGGGAUUCCGCAUUGACCUAUAAGAUGCUUAUCGAACGUUUUGUUGCCGGAGAUCAAUCACUCAAGCAGAAGAUUGAUGAUUAUGUGUCUACACAAGCCGAACUUCAAGGUGUCACGAGCCCAUCUGGCAGCCCUGACAAUGGAGGACUUGGUGAGCCCAAGUUUAACGUCGACAGGACCGCCUUUACCGGUCCUUGGGGUCGUCCUCAACGUGAUGGACCAGCUCUUCGUGCCACUGCGCUCACCAUUUAUGCCAACUACCUCGCUGCCAAUGGCGCAUCCACCCAGGUAGCCAAUAUUGUUUGGCCCGUCAUCGCAAAAGACCUCGCAUAUGUUGUACGUUACUGGAACCAGACUGGCUUCGACUUGUGGGAGGAGACCAACGGCUCAUCGUUCUUCACUCUGUCGGCUUCUCACCGCGCUCUUGUCGAGGGCGCUGCUCUUGCGACUAAACUUGGUAAGACAUGCGAUGGGUGUGCCGAAGCUGCUCCCCAGGUAAUCUGUUUCGUCCAGAGCUUCUGGACUGGAAGUUAUAUUGACUCCAACAUCAACCUCAACGAUGGUCGCACUGGCAAGGAUGCCAACUCUCUUAUCUCUACGAUCCACACUUUUGACCCCAAUUCGAAGUGCACCGAUGCCACUUUCCAGCCUUGCUCGUCUCGGGCUCUUGCCAACCAUAAGGCCGUUACCGACUCUUUUCGCUCCGUGUACGCCAUCAACGAAGGUAUUCCGCAAGGUCAAGCCGUCGGUGUCGGAAGAUAUUCUGAGGACGUUUACUUUAAUGGCAACCCGUGGUACCUGACUACGACUGCUGCCGCAGAGCAGCUCUAUUCCGCUGCCUAUCAAUGGAACAAGCUGGAGUCUAUUACCGUGGACGCCGUAUCCCUACCGUUCUUCAACGACCUCUUACCCAACGUCGCGGUCGGCACCUAUGCCAAGGACUCUGCGACCUACACUUCGAUCAUCCACGCCGUCAAAACAUAUGCUGAUGGCUACAUGGCGAUUGUUAUGAAAUACACACCUGCCAACGGCGGUCUUUCAGAGCAGUUCAACAAGGCAAAUGGCUCUCCUGUUUCCGCCGUUGACCUGACCUGGUCGUACGCCGCCUUCAUUACCGCGACUGAGCGCCGCAAUGGUGUCGUAAGCCCAUCUUGGGACGAAUCAUCCAACAAUGUACCGCCAGAAACCUGCACCGGAACUCCUGCCUGCAUCUCCAGGACAACUUUCAACGUUCUCGCCACUACCGACCUUGGCCAGGAGGUCUUCGUUGUCGGCCAAUUGACGGAACUUGGCAACUGGGCCCCUGUAGGUGCUCAGGCACUCAGCGCGAGCCAGUACACCGGCAGCAACCCGCCUUGGAGUGGAACCAUCGAUCUUCCAGCCGGUACUAUCUUUGAGUACAAGUACAUCAAGAAGACUUCCGAUGGUCAAGUGUUCUGGCAAGCAGGGGCAAACAGCAAGUUUACCACUAGUACCGAGUGCGACAGUACUACAACGAUCAGUGACGGGAGCGUGACAUUCGAAAGCUGGAGUUAUCCACAAUGA